This is a messenger RNA of Triticum turgidum subsp. durum (durum wheat), 807 nucleotides long. The record is from the annotation of a GenBank genome assembly. Lineage: Eukaryota; Viridiplantae; Streptophyta; Magnoliopsida; Poales; Poaceae.
AUGGACGCGGGAGUCAAGCUGCCACGAACGACGAGUCAACAACACGUGCCGCUCGGGCACGCGACCACCGUGUCUCCCGUCAAUCCGGUCGCCCAUGAGAGGGACGAAUGCGAUCACGAGUUCAUGUCCACAUACUGGCAGUGGAGGAGGCGGAGGAGGGCUCAACACAAGGUGGAUCAUCCUUGCGUUGGGGUCGUCAACGGGGAGGAAUUGACCACUGGCAUGCAGCGGCUCAGGUCCGGAUUGCUGCGCGGCCAUGGGGCCAUGGCCAGGGUGAUCCACAAUGCCCGGGUCAACGAGUGCGUCGUUCUAGACCUCUACUCCUUCAGCACGCUGAUCCGGGGCUGCGGCCAGGUGAUCUGGAGCGUGCACGGAAGGUGUUCGAUGGUAAUGAGAGAAUCAAUCGGGCAGGAAUACCGGGAAGUCGUUGAAAGAAGGGUAUUCACUGUAACUGGUAAUCGCCUUGAUGAAGAGAUAUUGGAUACUGUUGUUGAGAUACAGGAGCGGCAUGAUGCUGUAAGAGAUCUAGAGAGGAAGCUUCUGGAGUUGCAGAAGAUAUUCCUGGAUAUGGCAGUGUUGGUUGAGGCUCAAGGAGACAUGAUCAGCCACAUAGAGACACAUGGUAGUGUUAGUACUCAACAAGUAAAAACACAAUUUGUGAUGCCGCCUCCACCGGUAGUGACAACACGAUCGCUGCAUUUGGUCUAUCCCGAGCCUCUGAUUGUGGUUGCUGUUCUUUCGAUAUCCGCUUGCCAUGAUAUUGUGGCUGGACUUCUGCAGCCAUGCCAACAACAGAGCCAGGCUUAG